AUUCUGCAAUGGCUGACACUUCUAUGGGACCAACACCUCCACUGAAAGAUGAGCUUGACAUUGUUAUCCCCACCAUAAGGAACCUUGAUUUCCUUGAGAUGUGGAGGCCAUUCUUUCAACCUUAUCAUUUGAUCAUUGUUCAGGAUGGUGACCCCACAAAAAUCAUUAAGGUUCCACCUGGUUUUGAUUAUGAGCUUUAUAACCGCAAUGACAUUAACAAGAUGCUUGGUCCAAGGGCCUCUUGCAUCUCCUUCAAGGACUCUGCUUGUCGCUGCUUUGGUUACAUGGUGUCUAAGAAGAAGUACAUCUACACCAUUGAUGAUGACUGUUUUGUUGCCAAUGAUCCAUCUGGAAAAGCAGUUAAUGCACUUGAGCAGCAUAUUAGAAACCUUCUGUGUCCAUCCACUCCUUUGUUUUUCAAUACCCUCUAUGACCCCUUCAGAGAUGGUGCAGAUUUUGUCCGUGGAUACCCUUUUAGUUUUCGUGAAGGUGUACCAACUGCUGUUUCCCAUGGACUUUGGCUCAACAUCCCAGACUAUGAUGCUCCUACACAGCUUGUGAAGCCUCUUGAGAGGAACACUAGGUAUGUGGAUGCUGUUCUGACCAUUCCAAAAGGCACUUUAUUUCCCAUGUGUGGAAUGAACUUGGCAUUUGAUCGUGAUCUCAUUGGACCAGCAAUGUACUUUGGUCUAAUGGGAGAUGGUCAACCAAUUGGACGCUAUGAUGAUAUGUGGGCUGGUUGGUGCUGCAAGGUGAUUUGUGAUCAUUUGAGGCUGGGAAUCAAAACAGGUCUACCCUAUAUCUAUCACAGCAAGGCAAGUAACCCUUUUGUAAAUCUGAGGAAAGAGUACAAAGGCAUAUUCUGGCAGGAAGACAUUAUCCCAUUCUUCCAGAGUCUUGUUCUUCCACAAGAAUGCACCACUGUUCAGAAGUGCUACAUUGAACUCUCCAAGCAAGUCAAGGAAAAACUUUCAAAGAUUGAUCCUUACUUUGACAAGCUUGCAGAUGCCAUGGUCACUUGGAUUGAAGCUUGGGAUGAACUUAACCCUUCUGGAGCAUCUGAGGCCAAUGGCAAAGCAUAA
Gastrolobium bilobum is the source of this 1082-nucleotide messenger RNA. Its product is annotated as probable UDP-arabinopyranose mutase 2. The transcript is spliced from 4 exons. The record is from RefSeq and is a predicted model, not a curated record. NCBI's taxonomy places the organism in Eukaryota, Viridiplantae, Streptophyta, Magnoliopsida, Fabales, Fabaceae. The coding region runs from base 9 to 1082 and encodes 357 amino acids. Gene Ontology annotation, biological process: UDP-L-arabinose metabolic process; plant-type cell wall biogenesis. Gene Ontology annotation, cellular component: cytosol; Golgi apparatus. Gene Ontology annotation, molecular function: UDP-arabinopyranose mutase activity.